Molecule: messenger RNA, 729 nt
Organism: Octodon degus (degu)
Lineage: Eukaryota; Metazoa; Chordata; Mammalia; Rodentia; Octodontidae
Gene: Plp2
Product: proteolipid protein 2
Exons: 5
Coding region: 161-619 (152 amino acids)
Cellular component (GO): membrane
Source: RefSeq, a predicted model, not a curated record
CCCCGCCCGCUUCUGCUCGGCGCGGUGAUUCACUCCCUCCUUCGCCUCGGGGGCCCCCUUCUCGGCCAGACGGCGGGCUAGACGGCUGGGUGUGCAGCGUGCUCGAACCCGUGAGCAAGAGAGCAGAGCCUCUGCGUGUCUAGGGACCCCCGUUCACGCCAUGGCGGAUUCCGAGCGCCUGUCGGCCCCCGGCUGCUGGGCCGCCUGCACCAGCUACUGGCGCACCCGAAAGGGACUCCUUCUGUUUGCCGAGAUUAUACUGUGCCUGGUGAUUCUGAUUUGCUUCAGUACAUCGACAUCAGCGUAUUCCUCUCUGUCAGUGAUUGAGAUGGUCCUUGCUGCUGUCUUCUUUGUCAUCUACAUGUGUGAUCUGCAGACCAGGACACCAUUUGUCAACUGGCCCUGGAGUGAUUUCUUCCGAACCCUCAUAGCGGCGAUCCUCUACCUGAUCACCUCCAUUUUUGUCCUCGUUCAGGGAGGAAGCAGCUCCAAAAUCACUGCAGGGGUACUGGGCCUAAUUGCUACACUGCUCUUUGGCUAUGAUGCCUACUUUACCUUCCCUCUUCGACAGCAAAGACAUACAGCAGCCCCCACUGAUCCUACAGAUGGCCCAGUGUAGGUGAAUUCUCAUUUUUCUCUGCACCCUGCAAAUAACUCCUCCAUUGACAAAACUCCUCCCUAUCCCCACAACACUCUCAGCCCCUUAUUGAGGUAAAAGUGCCUUUAUUG